Scatophagus argus is the source of this 2839-nucleotide messenger RNA. It is a transcript of the gene stard15, whose product is annotated as StAR-related lipid transfer (START) domain containing 15. The transcript is spliced from 6 exons. Gene Ontology annotation, molecular function: lipid binding. The record is from RefSeq and is a predicted model, not a curated record. The coding region runs from base 289 to 1074 and encodes 261 amino acids. Lineage: Eukaryota; Metazoa; Chordata; Actinopteri; Scatophagidae.
GAGUGCGAGCUCUUUGUUUUCUGUCUCCUCUGUGCAGUGAUCAGAGAUCCGCAGCCGACGGACAGACCAGGACACACCAGGGGAAAGAAAACCUUCUCCUGACAGCAUCUGUCACACUUUAUCCCAGUUCCUCCUUUAAUUACUCUUCAUUUUGUCCAUCAGAUCCACUUUAACCAGCAGCUCUUACUAGACUGAGGACCACAGAGAGGAACACAGUCUGAUGUAAAAACUAAACUCCAGCUCUUCUCUCUUUUUAUUUUCUUUCUGUUGAGCUGUUUGCGGACGGAGAUGCAGGUCCAGAUCCCGGAUGACUCUGACUUCUCCUCGUUCAGAGAUCAGUGUCUGAGCUCCGAUGGAUGGAUCAGCCGCUACAGCAAAGGAGGAGUGACAGUGUGGUGUCGAGAGGAGGAGAGCAGGAGCGUCCAGAAACUCAAGAUGAGGAUAGUGUGUAAAGAUGUGACAGCAGAGACACUGUACGACGUCCUCCAUGACACCAGCUACCGCAGGAAGUGGGACACCAACAUGAUCGACACGUAUGACAUCGGCAGGCUGACGGCCAACGCAGACAUUGGAUAUUAUUCCUGGAAAUGUCCCACCCCCCUGAAGAACAGGGACUUUGUGACGAUGAGAUCUUGGCUCCCUCUCGGCAAUGACUACCUGAUCAUCAACUACUCCGUCAAACACCCGCAACACCCUCCUAAGAAGGACUACGUCCGUGCCGUGUCCCUGCUGACCGGAUACCUGAUCCAGUCUAAUGGAGCCAACUGCUCCACUCUCUACUACCUGACCCAGGUGGACCCCAGAGGUUCAUUACCAAAGUGGGUGGUGAACAGAGUCUCUCAGUUUGUGGCUCCAAAGGCGAUGAGGAAGAUCUACAAGGCAUCCCUGAAGUAUCCUGAGUGGAAGAGGAAGCACAACCCGAACCUGAAGCCCUGGAUGUUUCCGGAACAGAACAUGCUGCCGUGUAUAAACGUGUCGGAGCUGAAGGUGCAGCGAGCCGACUCGCUGGAGAACAUUGACGAGAGUGGCCUGAGCGAGGAGAAAAUGCAGCACAGCGAUGACGAAGAGACAUAAAUGUCCGGAAAAGACUGAAAACAUCAAGAUUUAUUCUGUCUCAUUUUCUGUUUGUUGGUUUGUUUUUUCUUUGUUUGUCAGACUCACUAGAGCCAAACCUGACUGCAGCAUGACUCAGACUAUUUUUAACCGCGGAUAUGUUUUCUUCUCUUUAAUUCUCUUCAGUUAUUUUACAUCGAAUUUUAACUCCAGAUUUGGUUCCAUACAGGUUCAGUGAGUUCCAGCUUCAUAUUUGAGCCAGUUUAUGCCACCACAGACACCUGGAUCAGAUGAGGCAGAAAUGGUGAUCAUGGUUAAAGUCUCUGCACGCGUUUUCAGGUGUUUAAGGUGGACAAAUGAGAGAAAUUCCAGUCAAAUAUUACCAGUUUUACAAUCGAUGGAGAUCAACCCAAAGUGUCUGUGUCUGAAAACCUGGGAAUGAGGCUCAACGAUCAGCUGUCUUUCUUUUGAAAUACUAUUUGAAUUGUGCUGGGAUUCAGCAGCAGCAGCAGGUACUGCAGGCGUGUGUCGCCUCUCACAAACUCAACUCUUUCCAAUCUCGUUUUUAUCCCGUCUCCUCCUCCUGUAUGUCCAUGAACACCUCCCGUCCAGUCAGCAGUCAACAAAGAUAGAUCUGAUCGAAUAAUCACUUCAUCUCAUAGGAAAUAGUGUAGCGUGUCCUAAUAAAGAUGACAAAGUUGUUCUCAGUCCUGAGAAAGAGGUGGAAAGGUGAGGUGGAAACACCUGCAGGGGUCGUAAUGACUCUGAUUUGAACCAUUUCUCAUCAGUCUUCUUCUGCGUUCUUAAAACACUCCUGUGAUUUAUGAUCCAAGCACAUUCAACAUCCUCCAGGUUUUCGUUUUUACAUUCCAGUGAGGCCUCAAUCCCGUUACCCUGGCAACAAUUAACAGUUUGUGUGAUGUGACCAGACAGGUCACUGUGUAGAGCUUUCCAUUUCACUGUCAAAAUGUGAACAAACCAACAAUCAGACGAGGAGCAAACGGUUUUUAGAGGGCGUAAUUUCAUCCUGAAUUCCCUGCAGAGGACCUCACUUCCCAUUUUUCUCUUUUCAUGUAUAUGUUUUGAGAAAAUGUGUCCAUGAGGGACAUGAAGACAAACACUUUAGUUUAGAUGUUCCUGUUGAAUGUUCGGUGAUGUGUUUGUUUGGAAAGAUCUUUCUUUUCUUUUAAAAUGUGUUCAUUAGAUUAUUUAUUUAAUAUGACUGUCAGAUACUGGUAUAUCUUUAAAAAAAAAAGGCAGUGGAGCGCUGAUGAAUCUGCAGCGCCCUCCAGUGGACAGAUUACUUCAAUACAACAUGAACUUUGAUGAGAAAAACAACUUGAACCUUGGCUCACCUCCUUUCUAUGUAGAUGUAAGGAAAUUAUCUUACUUUAAAUCAACAAAUCACACUCAUGUCAUGGACAUCAGGUCAGGGUCAAAAUUCAUUUAAUAAAAACAAAUAUGAAUGAGGUUUUAAACUAUUUUCUUUUUUAACUUAGGUUAACAUGAAUCUUCUGGGGCUGCAGCAGAUCAGUGAACUGAGUUUCACUGAAGAUUGUUUGUGUGAAGAAGCUUUGUCCAUAUUGUCCUUGAAACUAAAUUAUAUUUUAAUUCAUGUUUGACAGAAAGAAACUCUAAAGCUUCAAAUAAAAUCAUGAAACAGAAUUAAAGCUGAGUUUGUUGCUGUGAGUAAGAGCAUAAGAGGAACCUGGGGCAGGAAGAAACAUCAUGAGUUAUGAGCUAGAUCAGACUGCAUGAUGGCGCUAUUGGCCACAUGUCAAACCCA